Molecule: messenger RNA, 1407 nt
Organism: Pyricularia grisea
Lineage: Eukaryota; Fungi; Ascomycota; Sordariomycetes; Magnaporthales; Pyriculariaceae
Exons: 1
Coding region: 1-1407 (468 amino acids)
Source: RefSeq, a predicted model, not a curated record
AUGGCUCCUAGAAGCACACUUCACUAUGCCGGGCUUCUCGCCUUGGCUUCUGGCUCUUUGGCCAUGCCAUAUGUAUCCGAGGCUCAGACGACCGUUUUCUCCGAGGCAGCCAUCACCCCAUCCGUGGUGCCUCACACGAACGUGACGUCCCAUGGGCCUUACACCGGUCCUUCACCGACCACAACCGGUGCCAUAUCAACCAGUAUCUUGGCAUCCGCGGUACCAGUCCUUCCUCCUCCCGAGGAUGCAUAUGACUAUCCCGCCGACGGCGAGCUUCACGGCGACCAACCGGCGCCUUAUACUCCCUCGGGCGGCAUCUGGACCAACGGCAGUGCCCCCGUCUACCGCGUCAUGAGUGACUUUGACUACCAGUCCCUGGCUCUGGCCCUGUACCAGGAGUGGAUUGAGCUUGACCUCUUUCACUGGGGCCUGGCAACGUACUCUGACGAGGAGUUUGAGGAGCUUGGCCUGAACGGCGAGGCUCGACACCUGAUCCAGCACAUGGCCGAGCAGGAGGUCGGCCACGCCACCGUCCUGACCAACAUGCUCGGAGCCCAGGCCCCACGCCAGUGCACCUACAACUACCCCGUCUCCAACCUCCGCGAGUAUAUCGACUUCAAUCAGAAGCUCACCCGCUGGGGCGAGGCUGGAGUCUACGGCUUCCUGCCACACCUCAACUCUGGGCCGGCCGCCCAGCUCCUGCUGCAGAGCAUCACGGUCGAAGCCCGUCAGCAGUUAAUCUUUAGGCAGUUUGAGGGUCUAUUCCCCAUGCCCGAGUGGCACACGGUCGGGAUCCCACAGUCCUGGGCCUGGACGCUGCUGGCCCCCUACAUCUCGAGCUGCCCAUGGAAUCAGACCCGGCUCAUCUGGCAAAACUUCCCCGCCCUUCACAUCCUGAACCAGCCCAACCCAUGGCGCAUCAACGGCUCCGAGGUCUGGAACGAGACGACGGGCGGCUGGGCCAACACGGCCGAGACGGCCAACAUCACGCAAGAAGCAUCGUGCGUCAACGCGACCGACCCACUCCAGGACUGCAACGCCGCCAUCUCGCAGAACCGGAGCAUCCCGCUGUCGUACGCCGGCCGGCAGGUGUUUUUGCAGUGGGACGCCCCGGGGCAGCCCGUGGGGCCCAACAACAGCUACAUCACGGCGACCGAGGUGCAUGAGCCCAAGUUCGCGGCCUGGGUGUCGCAGCUCAACGUGACGUACUCGCCGCUGUUGAACGUGAGCCUCGAAGACCGCACCGCGUACACGAUCCAGCCGAACGUGUCGACCUGGGAAGGGGACCCGGCCAUCAACUCGACCAUGUUCAUCGCCCUGACCGAUGCUGACGUCUACGUCACGCCGGCGAACUUGACCAUGCUGAACCCGCACGUUGCUGCUUUGGCUGUGUACCAGGCUGGUUGA